Messenger RNA from Funneliformis geosporum, 708 nucleotides. The record is from the annotation of a GenBank genome assembly. NCBI's taxonomy places the organism in Eukaryota, Fungi, Glomeromycota, Glomeromycetes, Glomerales, Glomeraceae.
AUGAAUUGGUUCACUAAUCUAUUUAAGGGUAAAACUAAACAAACUAAAAUGGUUGAAAAGGAUAAUAGGAAAUUCCGUGAACUUUAUGCUCACUUGAAUUAUCUAAUCCAAAAUGAGGGCAAAAAUAAAUCAGAGGCUCAAUUAGAAGUUCUUCAAGAGGUUAUUAAAGAGUUUAACCUCGACCGGCAAAGAAUAAUUGAACGCUAUGAGAGAGAUAGGAAGCAGUACAAAGAACAAGAAGAGCAAAGGCAUAUUAGUUUUGUUAAAUCAAUGAAAGAUAGCGAUAAAUUGAAAAAUCAACUCUAUCUUAUGCUAGAUGUUUGCAAACGUGAACUAGAAAUAAUGAAAUUAAACAAAGGUUUAAGUUUAAUUGCACUGCCUGAUGACAGAGAAGUGAUAUUGAAAAAAAUUGGCGAGUUAAAUAAGAUCAACAGUGAAAUCGAAAAAGUCCUUUUGAACAAAAAGAUUGAUGCGAAAAUUCAGAUUCUAGAAGACUACCAAGAAAAAGAAAAGGGAGAAUUUGCUAAAUACGUUAAAGAGCAUGGUUCUGAAUUAGAACGCGAAUUGUUAGAUUUGGUUUUUAUUCAAGAAAAGGUAUUCCGUGAUAGCAGACUAUUAAUUGAAAAAUUGAAAAAACAAAAUUUUCUUUUACAAAAGGAAAACAAGAGAAAAGAUCAUUCAAAUUAUAUCCUCACCAUUCUAGCUUGA